AUAGUAAGGAAAACGAAAAUUUAAAAUAAAAAAAUAAAGUUGUGUGAAUUGUAUUGUCGCUGCUGGUUAUUAGCGGCGUACUAAACUACUUGCAUGACUCACUCGACACAUGCAGCAGCAGCAGCAAGAGGGAAUCAACUGUCAAGAGCAUUCAUUUGCAUGGACUAGAUAAUAUUGUGGAAACUAGGACCACUUAAAUCUUAAUUGAACGACGACUGAUUUAAAAAUAAGUCUCUUUUUUCGGGCCGAAGAUAAUUAUUUACUUUUUGAAAGUAUAAACAAGGAAUACAUACACACAUAUAAAUAUGACUAGUUUUACCGGUAUCAAGGGUUGGUUUAAGAAAAAGGAACCUAUUUCGGAAAUAGGCAAUCCUACCAACUUCCAGCGACAUUUUCAUGUCUCUCGCAAUGAAGAGACUGGUGUGCUGGAGGGUCUGCCUGCACCCUGGCUACGCUUAAUGAAUUACCAGAUAUCUAAAGAUGAACAAAGUAAAAACCCGGAUGCUGCUUACCAUGCGGUAAAGUUUUAUAACUAUUCCAUAAAAAAGAAAGAAAACGAAGCUAUUUUCAAGCCAUUCAUUACCGAAGAAGCCAUCCAUGAAGAAUCGAAAGAAAUUGACAACUAUGUACACUACAAAAAUAAACACAAGUCUCAGGAUAUGGACAGCGCUGAAGAUGAGCGUUCCAGCGAGGGAAGUGGCACGACCAGCGGUAGCAGCACUUGUGGCAGUAGUAGCAAUAACAGUUUCAAUGACCAGCAACACGCCUCAGUUGGUUUACAGGGACUCAAUGACGUUAUAAAAGAGUUACAAUCUACAUUGGAGAACCAAAGGGAGACACUUAAGCCACAACUGGAUAUAACGGGUGAAUUACCACCACCAUUGCCUGCCAAAAAAACCCAAACAUUACCGCCCAAACCUCAGAUUAAAGCCAAGCCAAAGGGCCUUCCUCCCAGUUUGUCUAAGGGACGAAAUGAUUUAACUACAAUUUCAACUAACGAAGGUAACCACCACACUAUUAACACAGAUACCAUAAUCAUUAAACCGGCACCCGACAAUGCCGGCGAUGGCGAAGGUGAUGAGACCAUUUUAAGGCGUUCCAAAGACAAACGUGUCCAAAAAACCGACGCUGAGAUCUACAUAGAGCUGAGAGCUAUUUGCAAUGUAGAUGAUCCACGAGAACGUUACAAGACCACCAUGGAAGUGGGCAAGGGAGCUUCUGGCAUUGUAUUUAUAGCAGCUGAUAAUCAAAAUGAAACUCAGGUGGCUGUAAAAACUAUUGACUUGAAAAAUCAGUCUUCCAAAGAUCUUAUUCUUACCGAAAUAAGAGUUCUUAAAGAUUUCAAUCACAAAAAUUUAGUAAAUUUCCUGGAUGCUUACUUCUUGGAGCUAGAGGAUCAACUAUGGGUAAUCAUGGAGUACAUGGACGGCGGCCCUCUAACAGAUGUAGUAACAGAGACUGUAAUGAAAGAACGACAAAUAGCCUGCGUUUGUCGCGAGGUCCUCUAUGCUAUAUCAUUUUUACACUCCAAAGGUAUAAUCCAUCGUGACAUCAAGUCCGACAAUGUACUUUUAGGCAUGGAUGGAUCGGUGAAGGUAACAGAUUUCGGUUUCUGUGCCAACAUCGAGGGUGACGAAAAACGUCAGACUAUGGUGGGUACACCUUACUGGAUGGCGCCUGAGGUUGUGACCCGCAAGAAAUAUGGCAAAAAAGUAGACAUCUGGUCAAUAGGGAUUAUGGCCAUUGAAAUGAUAGAAGGUCAACCUCCCUACCUACACGAAACACCUUUGAGAGCCCUUUAUCUUAUAGCCGCCAAUGGCAGACCCGACGUCAAGAGCUGGGAAAAAUUAAGUCCCAAUCUACAGGACUUCCUCGAUUGCUGUCUUCAAGUUGAGGUCGACAAACGUGCAACGGCCGAUGAAUUACUAAAACAUCCUUUCCUAGACGAUUGCAGCGAGCUUAAGGCCUUAGUACCCAACAUUAAGGCUGCCAAGAAAGUGCUUAGGAAAGGCACAUAGAACAGGGUUUGUGUAGGUAUCUAUGUACGUGCCUAGUAGUAAAAAUCCAUUCUAGCAACAUAAACACAGACAAAACAAUAAAACAAAAAACCCUAAAACAUCUAAAGCGCCAGUUCACUCAGCCACAUGUGUGAUUCCAUUGUAAAUAGUAAAAACUUAUUUAGCCGUAUAUCUAUUAGUAUUCUUUAAAUAAAGUACGUACGUUCUCGCACAUAUGUAUGGUUUGGUUUGUACGUUUAAUAGAUCAUAUGGCAGACAUACAAUUUGUCAAAGAAAAAACAAAACAAAAACAAUAAACUAAAUGCAUGAAUUAAUGUACGUAUGCCGCAAAAUGCUCUUUUUUUUCAAUGUAAAAAUCACGUUUUUACAUAAAAUUACGUAAAAAAGUUAACUAACACUUUGAGGGAGCAGUAGUUAGAGUAGCACACAAACAACGACGACACCAUCAUUACAAUUAUCAAAAAUAACCAAUUACAUUUUGCUGUGAAGUCGCUGGGCGAUUAUAAAUUUAUCUACUACUACAUACAUACUACAACUUUUUAAAAAUAGACUUAACAUGGUUAUGAAAUAAUGGAACAAUGAUACCAAUUAUAUGCUGACUACACUACCAUCCUAUUUGUAAUUGUAACGAAAAUAAAAUAAACGAAAGUAAACUCCAUAACUGUUUCACCGAAAGACGAUCUACUGUAUAAUCCCAACCAAUAACCAACACCCACGCUUCGUAAACAAUUAAAUUGCAAAAAUAUUCACAUUAAAUAUUACAACAAUACAAUAUUAAAAAAAGAAAAACUUACUAAACUUAAACGAAUUAGUUUUGCAGCAAAAUAUUUAAACUUAAAUUUCAUAUAGUAUCCAUAACAAAUAACUGUAGAUCUUCUGUCCCUUUGACUUUUAUUUUUAUUCUGUAGUAAAAUAAAUAAAUUAAACGUACAUUACUAUACAAUACAAUAUACUUACUACAUAUACAUAUAUUAAAUCCAUACAUAUAUUAUUAAGGAUACUUAUAAUAUGUAUUAAUGUGCUAUUUUACAUGAAACAAACAAAAAAAUAACAAAUAAUCUUUACAAAACAAAAAGAAAAAAAAACUAUAAUAUUUUUUAUUAUAAUUAUAUUAUAUUAGUAACAAGAAAAAAUAUUGCCAAAAUUUUAUUUAAAUUUUAAUGUAAUUGUAUGUGUUGUAUGUAUAUUUUAAAAUAUACUGCUAAUCUAAUAUAAUACAUAAUAACGACAUAACGACAUAAAAGAGAAAAAGAACAAUUUAAAUAAUGAGCAAAAUAUGUAGUUUAAAAAAAUACGUAUUUAUUAAGAAUUAAAUAAAAUAUUAAUUUUUUCUUUUUAUUAUUAUUAUUAAAAAUAAAAAUGUGAUUUAAGCGAUUUUAAACCAAGUUUUUGCAAUUUUUUUUCUGUAGUAUUUAGUAACAGUUUGUUUUAUUUUCACAAUUAACAUUAUAUUUUGAUGCAAUCUUUCUAUAAUUAAAAUUUACCAAAAAUUAAAAAAAAAUAUUAAACAUAUAUAGUAAUAUAAAAGUGCCAUUAGGUCUUUAGAUUCUUAAAAAUAACAUACAUAAAUUAAAUAUUUAUAAAACAAAGAUUAUCUACAUCACAAACUUUUAAAAUAAAUAAUGUAAAUUUUAUAUUGCGGAAAAUACUUGCUACAUAAGACUAUUGAAUUUAAAACAAAAUUGUAAUAAUAACAGAAAUAUUAACAAAUUCACAAUACAGUCAAUAUCAAAUAUUAGUUAGGCAAAUAAAAAUAUUGAGUGCAUAUAAAGCAAAGCUUCGAAUGAAUUAAUUUAAUUUGAGCUUAAUUCACUAAAAUAUUAGUUCGGAAUUAAAAAAUGUCAGCCAUUUAUUCCAUAAAACCAUUUCCAACGUUUGGCUUCAUUCAAAGGCUUUUAUUUAAAAUGAAUUAAUUCAAUUUAAAAUGAAUUAAUUCAUAAAUUCAUAACAGAAUUCAUUUAACUUUUAAAUGGUUCAAUUUGUAUAUAUGUAUACAAAUUGAAGUAAAAUAUUUUUUCUUCAUUCUGUUUUGUUUUAUUUACAAAAUGUAUUAAAAAAAUGUGUCCAGGGCUUUUUGUAAUGGAUUUGAAUUCAAAAAAAUUUUAAUGAUUCAAUAUAGAAUUAAUUCAAUAAAGAAUGGAUUCUCAAAGGAAUUAAUUCACAAUGGAUUCAGCCAUACAAUUUGGGAGAGAGUAAAUAUUUUUACACUCAGUGUCGCCUCUAGUUCUAUCCUAUGUAUUAAAGUUUCAAACAUUUUCCCAGUAUUCUCUUCAUAGAAAUUUUUAUGGUUCAAAACUCUCCGUUUUAUAAAAUGAGGUCCUUAUCAGAUACAUAUAUACACUUUCAAGAAUUCUGCUAAAUCAGCGAUUGUUCAUUUGUUUGUGAAAAUUUCUUCAGAGAAGUUAAAACCAGCACAUAACUUAUGGAACUUUAUGUGGCACAGUACUGUCACACACUUUUUCUAGAUUAUCACUGUUGAAAAUUGGUAUAAACAUGAGAUUUUGACAAACAAUUAAUUUAACUUGCAUUAAUGCAAGGUUAAAACGUUAUACUUUGGUUAAAACAUUAUUGAUUUUAUCUGAUUAACUGCUAUUACAAUAAUUCUAUAUAAACAAGUAUUUUCCCAAUUAAAAUUUUUAUAAUUUUUAUUUCGAACCAAUAGAUUGAGAUUUAAAUUAGGCAAAAUUAAAUGAUUUAUUUCGAUUAUUUUCCUAUAGUAAAAUAAUAUUUAUUUUGCAAAUAACAAACUACUAAAUAAUUGUAAUAUUUUUUUUACUAAAUUGAGUUUUUAAAUAUAAUUUAUAUGAAACAUAAAACUCAAUGGCACGCUGAUCUACAUAUAUACGCUAAUUAAUGUAGAAUUAAAACAGAAAUAAUACAAAUAAACAAACAAUAUAUGAUGGUCAACCCGAAAACCUUUUUAAACAUAAUUUUUUACUUGUUUAAUUUGUCACUUUCGUGAAAAUAAUUUUUAAAAUAAUAAGCUUCAUUUAAUUUUAUAAAUGAAACAUUUUAAACAACGAUUCUAACGAACAUAAAACAAUAGAUUCGAAAUUAAAUUUACCGGUGAGUUAAAGCAAGUUUACAAAAGUUUUCGUGUUGAGAUUGUGUUAAAAUGAAACUUUAUUUUCAAAAAUCCAUUUGGUAUUAGUUAAAACAAUUAUAAUGCAAUCUUAUUAUAAGAAAUAUCAAGUGAAAAGUAGACUGUAUAUUUUAUUCUCUUAUUCAAUACAUAUGAUAAAAGCUGUAAAUUAUUACAAAUGAAACAUUUAAAAAAAAUAUACAUACAUAUAUAUUAUUAUUAAAUUAAAUAAAAAAUGCUUAAUCAAUUACAUACAAAAAAAAAUGGUAGCAAACUUUUGCGCACAAAUUUGUCUUUAAAACCUAAAUAAAAUGCCAAGUUUUUUUUACGAAAUAUGUAUACCCUAACUAGUUAAAAUAUUAAAAUGAAAAGAAAAAAGUUUAAAUACUUUCAAAUAAUUUUUAGAAUUUAAAACAAAUUUUUAAGUGCCCUGUAAAAAAAAUAAUUUAAAUAAUACAAAAUUUUUGCAUUUUUGGCUUUAUUCAAUAAAUGUAGUUAUUCGAGAACAUUUACAACAAGUAAUAAUACUUUUUUUUUAAAUAAAUAUAUGUAAUAUAUAGUAAAAUUAAAUUAACAAAACAUUUUUUUACAUAAAAACAAAGAAAACCAUUAUAAUAAAAACAAAAAUGUUUUUGCCCUGUAUUAGCAACGAAAUAAAUUUCUAAAAUACACAGUAUUGUUACUGAUAUUCUUAAUAAAAACAAUUAUAAAAAUAAAUAACCGUACCCUCAAAUUUUAUUCAAAUUGAUUGAUUAAUUAGAUAUAAAACGUUUUAAAAUAACCACCUGUAUUAAAAACAAACAAUUAUAAACUCCAUUUUUAUACAUAAAUUACAAUUUUUAAUGGUCAUAUCUUUGAAUGUAGAAAAUAAAUAUUAACAACAAAAAAAAAACUUAAAAGCCUGUUACAUGAAAACUGUCUGUAUUACAAAAUAUAUUCCGUUUAUAUUUUACUUAUGUAUAGUAUAAUCUUAAUGAAAUAAAAAAAAUUUGAUAAAUAAUAAAACAGUUUAUAGUUUUUUUUUAUAUAUACAUAAUUAUUUUUUUACAUAGCCAUACAUACUUAUAUGUGUGUAUUUUAUAUUUAUAUAAAAACUGUAUAUUUUUAUUUAAUUUUAUUAAACAUUUUAUUUUUUUAAUACACAAUCAAUUAUGCAUUAUUUUAUCUUUAAAUUUAUAAGUUAUAAGCACAUUUUUUUGUUAAAUAUAUUCGUUAUUUUUAAAUUAAAA
Messenger RNA from Calliphora vicina (urban bluebottle blowfly), 6329 nucleotides. RefSeq names its product p21 (RAC1) activated kinase 3 (gene Pak3). NCBI's taxonomy places the organism in Eukaryota, Metazoa, Arthropoda, Insecta, Diptera, Calliphoridae. The record is from RefSeq and is a predicted model, not a curated record. Gene Ontology annotation, molecular function: protein serine/threonine kinase activity; ATP binding. Gene Ontology annotation, cellular component: cytoplasm. The transcript has 2 exons. The coding region runs from base 306 to 2018 and encodes 570 amino acids. Gene Ontology annotation, biological process: intracellular signal transduction; regulation of MAPK cascade; regulation of axonogenesis.